UAACGUUAGCUCCGCACUGUUGCGCCCGGCUAAACUCCAGAAGAGUGCGGGUUUGGAAUAUAAUAUUAAAAUAACUUAACAAUCAAGUUAAAUCCGUGCUGCGCAUGCUUUUUUAAUAUUUUAAAACUAAACCUGUUGUUAGCUCUCUUUUGUUUCGCGGUUUUAGAAAUGAACACCAUCACAAAAAAGCUAACGUUAGCCGAGGUUUUUGGGGAGGAUUCUGAAAAUGAGCGAACAUUUUAUGGCUUUUCUGACGGUGAGAUCAGCGAGCACAGUGAUAAGAAUUCAAAUUUUGAAGAUGAAGACCAAGCCCAGCCUGACUUUUCUGCCAAGGAACAGAAAGCCACGACUCGACCAUCCUCUGGUGCCCCGAGCUUCAGGCUGAGAGUGGUCCUCCGCUCCACUCCCUCGGCCCAGCAGUCCACUGAUGAAGAUGAUGAGGGGGAGGAAGAGCAGGGAAAGAAGGCAGGAAAGACCAGUCGGGCAAACAAGAAGAUGCGUGUUAAAUUUGAAGAAGUAGAGGCAGCAGUGUUUGUGCCGCCUCCUUCCAAAGAGUGUGAAUCCGAUUCAUCAGAAGAUGAAGCUGCUUCUUUCCUGACCAAGAGGGAACAGAACAUCAAGGCCAACAAAGCGAUGUUGGCUCAGUUAAUGUCGGACCUGCAGAAAAUGCCGGGAGGUGCAGCGAUUCUGCAUAAACAAGCAGGCAAACAAAAGACAAAAGACAGAAGUUCUCGUCCCCCGCGCUCUGCUGCCGCCGGAGGAGACUCCAGGAGGAACCCCGAGCGGGCGUCUCGCAGACAGACCCGCUCAAUGGGGGCGAAGGAGGACCCCUCUGCCCCGAAGGAGGAAGACCUGGAGCUCAGCAUGGAGGAACUGCUGGAGGUACGUAGAUCGCCACGGCGCCGCUGCGCCCCCCGGCCCAAAAUGUGCAAGCCCCAUUGCAUCCGUCCCGUGGAGGACAUCACGGAGGACGAGAUUCAGCUGGUUGCAGACAACAUGACUGAAAAAGUCUAUAACAGAGUCACAGGCUCCACAUGUCAUCAGUGCCGUCAAAAAACGGUUGACACGAAGACGUGCUGCCGCGCCGAGGAGUGUCGCGGGAUUCAGGGUCAGUUCUGCGGGCCGUGCCUGAGGAACAGAUACGGAGAGGAUGUCAAGAAGGCGCUGCUUGAUCCGGAGUGGAAGUGUCCUCCCUGUCGCGGUAUUUGCAACUGCAGCUUCUGCCGGCAGCGCGACGGCCGCUGCCCGACCGGCAUCCUGUUCCCUCUCGCUCAGUACCACGGCUUCUCCGACGUCCACUCCUACCUCAGCAGCCUCCGUAAGAAACUGAUGAGUGAGGACAACGAUUAAGAGAUAAUUACACGGUGCAACAUCUUUAAAGUUUGGAGUUAUUAAGAAAUCUAUUAUCUGUGAUUUGAUAUGAAUAAAGUGAUUGUUUUAAUCAUGAGAUUGUGACACAAGUUUGCAAAGAGACAAUAUUCAAAA
Molecule: messenger RNA, 1485 nt
Organism: Pungitius pungitius (ninespine stickleback)
Lineage: Eukaryota; Metazoa; Chordata; Actinopteri; Perciformes; Gasterosteidae
Product: cell division cycle-associated protein 7-like
Exons: 8
Coding region: 169-1350 (393 amino acids)
Biological process (GO): regulation of DNA-templated transcription
Cellular component (GO): nucleus
Source: RefSeq, a predicted model, not a curated record